GGCGAGUCCUUUAUAUCGUCUCCUCUCACGUGGUUGGAAGCAGAGGAGACUUCAGCAUGCCCGAGACGACAGAACCCGCAAAGAUGGUCGGCGACGGCUUCAAGCUUGUCCAACGCCGGGCCAACCGCAAGCGCAAGAUGGCUGUUGACGACGAGGAACCCAAAAAAGGACGGCCUCUCUACCCUCCCGCAAAGCAGGAGAGACUGGAAGGCAAGAUCGAGAUCCGGAAGAUUCCCGUGCCCGCACACCGGUACAGUCCGCUGAAGGAGAACUGGCUCAAGAUCUUCACGCCCGUCGUAGAGCAUCUGCACCUCCAGAUACGUUUCAACCUGAAGUCCCGCUGUGUUGAAAUUCGGACAUGCAAGGAGACUCAGGAGCCCAGUGCUCUGCAGAAGGCUGCCGAUUUUGUGCGAGCAUUCACCAUGGGCUUUGAAGUUGACGAUGCCCUGGCUUUGGUCCGCCUAGACGAGCUCUUUCUUGAGUCUUUUGACAUCCAAGAUGUGAAGCCUCUCAAGGGGGACCACUUAGCCAGAUGCAUCGGGCGACUGGCAGGAAAGGGUGGCCGGACCAAGUUCACCAUCGAAAAUGUCACAAAGACUCGUAUUGUCCUUGCUGACAGCAAAAUACACAUCCUUGGCUCGUACCAGAACAUCAGGGCGGCGCGGACUGCCAUCUGCAAUUUAGUCCUCGGCAAACCACCAUCGAAGGUCUAUGGAACGAUGCGGCAACUGGCAAACCGUAUAGGAGAAAGGUUCUAAUUUAUUUGUGUGAAUUUAGUUGUGUGACAACAUAGGUACCUAAAAGAAGCUAGUCCCAAGAUCUGCUACCACCACACCAGCAGCAAGUGGAAUGGCUCUUCCUCCGUUUCUACAAAAGAAACGGCAGCUGCUGGGAGAGGAGGCUCUUGAGAUUAAAAUUUGUGGAAGGUGGUUUCA
Molecule: messenger RNA, 935 nt
Organism: Dermacentor andersoni
Lineage: Eukaryota; Metazoa; Arthropoda; Arachnida; Ixodida; Ixodidae
Product: RNA-binding protein pno1
Cellular component (GO): nucleus
Molecular function (GO): RNA binding
Source: RefSeq, a predicted model, not a curated record